UCCUUCAUCAAUGGCAGAGAGCAGAGAAAUAGGAGUCUUCUGGUUCCUCCCCCACCCUCUCCUUUUUCCGGUACUGUGAGUCGGUUGGGGGAGAGCAGCUCUCAAGCUGGCUAAUAGUUCUGUGACCUGGGUGUGUCUACUACAUGACUUCUGGAAGAUGGAACACGCCAGGUUUCUGGCUGGUUUGAUACUGGCUGCCCUCCUCUCCCAAGGUAAAGCUUCUCUAGUGAGCCCUGGGCAGAAAGUCGUGGAGGAACUUGAGGACAAAGUGAUUUUGAAUUGUAAUAACAGCAUCACAUGGCUGAGCGGAACGAGGGGGAAAUCGUUCUCAGACAAUAAAAUUCUGGACUUGGGAAAACGCAUCCUGGACCCACGAGGAUUGUAUGAGUGCAAUGUGACGCUUGAAAACAGCUUCAAAACAUAUACUGUGCAAGUAUAUUAUCGAAUGUGCCAGAACUGUGUGGAGCUGGACUCAGCUACCCUGGCAGGCAUAAUUGUCACUGAUGUCAUUGCCACCCUGCUCCUUGCUUUGGGAGUCUACUGCUUUGCUGGACAUGAGACUGGAAGGCUCUCUAGGACUGCUGACACUCAAGCUCUAUGGAGGAAUGACCAACUCUAUCAGCCUCUCAGAGAUCGGAACGAUGCUCAGUACAGUCGUCUUGGUGAAAACUGGCCUCGGAACAAGUAAACCCAAGACUGAUGGCUUAUGGAACAUCAGUUACCAACUGUACCAUCUCUCCUUUUCAGCCAAUAAAGAUGUCUUCUCCCACUCA
This is a messenger RNA of Artibeus jamaicensis (Jamaican fruit-eating bat), 773 nucleotides long. RefSeq names its product T-cell surface glycoprotein CD3 delta chain. Bases 158 to 688 code for a protein of 176 amino acids. NCBI's taxonomy places the organism in Eukaryota, Metazoa, Chordata, Mammalia, Chiroptera, Phyllostomidae. Gene Ontology annotation, molecular function: transmembrane signaling receptor activity. The record is from RefSeq and is a predicted model, not a curated record. Gene Ontology annotation, biological process: cell surface receptor signaling pathway; positive thymic T cell selection. Gene Ontology annotation, cellular component: alpha-beta T cell receptor complex; membrane; external side of plasma membrane. The transcript has 5 exons.